Molecule: messenger RNA, 874 nt
Organism: Brachypodium distachyon (stiff brome)
Lineage: Eukaryota; Viridiplantae; Streptophyta; Magnoliopsida; Poales; Poaceae
Exons: 2
Coding region: 256-651 (131 amino acids)
Biological process (GO): vacuolar proton-transporting V-type ATPase complex assembly
Cellular component (GO): endoplasmic reticulum membrane
Source: RefSeq, a predicted model, not a curated record
ACCGCCGGUUGGUCUCCCCGUCGACUCUCUUGUCCCGACCGUUUCUCCUCCCAUCACCCCACGAACCGAUUCCGCACUUUAGCUCCUCCUUAAUUUUCUUUUUUGAGGCCAGCUCCUCCUUAUUUUUCUCCAAUUCGUAAAUGAGGCAAAACUCAAGGUAGGGCGGCCGCCCUACCUUGCCCUGCUUGGUCCUCCGCCUGUGCUUAGAAGAGCACAUCUGUCCUGAGCUCCUAGCAGUUUGCUAACUCAUGUUGUAUGCUCAUCUUUACCUUUGUAUCAGCAUCCCUAUUGGGAGAAGCAAUGUCGGGAGUAAUGCCUAAGUUCGCUGUUGCAUCCAUGGUGAUGUGGAUGGCCCCAGCUGCAAUUUUGUAUGGGUUUCACCACCAACUUUUCCCAGGUGUAAUUCAGCUUUCAUCCUCGGCGCAAACUCUGGUCAGUGGUUUCCUUGCUGUCAUAUCGGUUAAUCUGGUGAUCGGCUUCUACAUAUACAUGGCGUUGAAGGAGACUCCCGCCAAAGAGCCACAACCUGAUGCAGCCUUCCUGGCGAAUGCUAAAGCAAGUAUUAACCGGCCAAUAUCUUCUCAAGUAGGUGAUGAUUCCCAAGGGAAGGAAAGAUGGAGUAGGAAGAAUUUGAGAAGAGUGCUCUUUUGAGAAGUAGGGGAGCUAUGAAUCUUUUGUACUAUAUAAAUCUAUGCUUGCCUUAACUCAUGGUGAAGCAGUGUGUCCUUACUACAGCUUGUUUGCAUGCCUAAAUGGGUGAAUUUAUGUAUCUGCCUGAAACUAUUUGAGAUUUAAUUUUCUUUUGCAACAUAAUUAUACUGAAUCUUUUCUGUUCAAUGACUGAUUACUGUUGAAUAUAUUAGGUUUAUUAUUA